This is a messenger RNA of Erythranthe guttata (spotted monkey flower), 1335 nucleotides long. RefSeq lists its product as hypothetical. Lineage: Eukaryota; Viridiplantae; Streptophyta; Magnoliopsida; Lamiales; Phrymaceae. The record is from RefSeq and is a predicted model, not a curated record.
CUAUUAAUUAUUAUAAUUCACUCUUUCCCAUUACAUAUUAUUCUUGUCUUAAACUCUUCUUUCCUACUCUUUUGUCGUGUUCUAAGAUCCAACAUUUGUUUUCUGUGUUCUUUCGCGCAUUUUUCUUUUCUUUUCUUUUUCAUACUGAUCCAUAUAUAUAUAUCUACCCACAGAAAAAAGUAUAGGUAUAGUUGCAUUAAAAGAUAGUUUCUUGUCAAGUAUAUUCUCCUUCAAUUUUGCUUUCUUUCUUAAUACAGAGAUAGAUCCCAUCUUUAAUCGAUCAUAUAUAGUUGCUUGUCUGGAUAUUAUCCAUAUAGCAAGAACCCUUUUUUUUAAGGAAUAUGCCGAGCAGAUUUAUGAACAAGGGUGGGUUUGAUGAGAUUCAGAGUGGAGAGGAACAACAGAGGUUUUUUGUUGGGAAAAAGGUGGUUGAAGAAAUUAAGGAUUCAUGUAGCUCAGAAGAAUCAUCUUCUAUUGGGAAAAACAGUGAUCUUUCUGACAAUAAUUCAUUGGACAAAUCUGAAGAUUGUGACGAGGUUCAAAGCUCAUAUAAAGGUCCCUUGGAUGCCAUGGAUUCUUUGGAGGAAGUUUUACCUAUAAGGAGAGGAAUCUCGAGAUUCUACAACGGCAAAUCAAAGUCAUUCACAUGUUUAGCAGAUCAAUCUUCGUCUUCAUCAUCAUCGAUAAAAGACAUCACAAAGCCAGACAAUGCAUACGUAAGGAAGCGCAGAAACCUGCUGGCUUGCAACAUUGUCUAUGACAAGACAAGAAGCUCAAGCUCAACUCUUAGAGGCAUUAAUGGCGGUGGCAUAUCGAAGAGGGUCACUGGUUCUGGCAGAACAGCUUUUGCUUUGGCUGUAGCCAUGAAAAACUCCGAAAAUGACGAUAAUAAGCAAUUCGAAGUGGGGUCGUCGUUACCUUCUUCGUUAUCUUCUUCUCCUAGGAAGGAUUUGUCUGCAUGGAGAUCCUUUUCUUUGGCUGAUUUGCAACAAUGUGUUUCUGUUGCUAUUACUUGUUCCAAUUCCAAUGAAUUGGCUACGACGCCGUCUUGACUUAUUAUACAUAUGCUUUGUUUCUUUUCUUGAAUCUGAUUUUUUAGAUUUACUAAUGUGGGAAAUGAUAAUUCGAAGUCGAAGAUUUCUGUCUCAUCAUCAAAACGGAUAUGGCUAUCAUCAGUUCACCUAUUAAUUGGCGAAGAAACUGAGUUUUGAUUCUAGUAUAGUGGGGAAAUAUGGUACUUUCGAUUGGAUGGGCUCUUUUGCAGGAACGCAUACUGGAAAAAUACGAUGCUGCAUUUUGAGCUGAUGAAUGAAUAAUAUUUAGUUUUUAUCUUUU